Jatropha curcas is the source of this 685-nucleotide messenger RNA. RefSeq lists its product as uncharacterized. NCBI's taxonomy places the organism in Eukaryota, Viridiplantae, Streptophyta, Magnoliopsida, Malpighiales, Euphorbiaceae. The record is from RefSeq and is a predicted model, not a curated record.
GAAGAACACAGUCUUGGAUUAUUAUUAGCAUUUGAAAAAGAAAAAAAAUGAGAAACAUGGGAAGUAUGGGAAGUAGUGGAAGGCUAUCAAUGGAUGAGAAUAGUAAUAAUGAAGAAGAAGAGGCUUCAAGGUUUGCCAUUUCCACAUUUCAAGCCAGAGAAGAAGAGAUUGAGAGGAAGAAAAUGGAGGUUAGAGAGAAAGUUGAACUUCAAUUAGGUCGUGCUGAAGAAGAAACAAGACGAUUGACUCAAAUUUGGGAAGAGCUUGAAGUGAUGUGCGAUCCAAUGAGAAAAGAAGUUGCAAUGGUACGAAAAAAGAUUGAUUUGGCUAAUCGAGAGUUGAAACCAUUAGGACAGAGCUGCCAGAAAAAGGAGAAAGAAUAUAAAGAAGCACUGGAAGCUUUCAAUGAAAAGAACAAAGAGAAAACUCAGCUAGUUACUACAUUAAUGGAGCUGCUGACUGAAAGUGAAAGAAUGAGGAUGAAGAAACUGGAGGAACUCAGCAAGAAUGUAGAAUCCAUCUCUUAAGUUUCAUUUUCACUAUUCUUGUAGUUUUCUUUUCUCCAUUAUUAAGAAUUUCUUGUAUUCUUGCUAUUAGGCUUCUGAUGUAUUAAUAUUAAGCAUUGUUGUGCACUUUUGCUUUAUAAGCAUAAUAAUAAAGCUGUGCUUGAACUUUUUAACUCAAA